GCGGCCUCCACAGAUGCAGGACUUUUCCUUAGCCCCGACCUAGAGAAGCGCGAGAAGUCAACACCGGCCCACUGUUCUUCAAAUACAAAAAUCCUUUUUGCCUAUUGGCUUUUCUUUAUCCCGUUGUUCCUUUGGAUCCGGCCUGGGAAGAGAAGGAAAUGGGGCAUGGUGGCUCGAAACCCGGUACCUCUGAGACUUCAGAUGAUGUCGACGAUCACGAGAGUCCGGUGCCUUCGUCCUCCCGCAUCGCCCGGUUCAGAGACAGGCUUCACCUUCGUCAUCUUCUUCAUCGCGGCGAUCGGCGUCGCCUCCACAGCAGCGAAUCAAGCUCGAAUCCGCCUCGACUUAAACUCACUGCUGACGAUUUCGCCGGAAUCGCUCUUAUCACGCUCAUUAGCGCUGAUAUGAAGUUCAAGGACAAAUGGCUUGCCUGUGUUUCUCUUGGGGAACAGACCUUUCGAACGCAAACCUCCAAUCACACUGACAAACCCAUGUGGAACUCUGAGAAGAAACUUCUUUUGGAAAAAAAUGGGCCUCAUCUUGCAAGGAUAUCCAUAUUUGAGACAAACAGAUUAUCCAGGAACAAUUUAAUUGGGUAUUGUGAAAUUGAUUUAUUUGACUGGCUGACUAAGGACACUGAUUCUGAUUUUGAGGUAUUCAAUCUGUUAGAUCCAUCUUCACCUGACACAGUUGUUGGCAGCAUUUCACUUUCAUGUUCUGUUGAGGACCCAAUUGAAACUGAAAAAAGUUUUGCAAGACGCAUCUUAUCUAUAGUGGAUUACAAUGAAGAUGGACAGCUUUCAUUCUCUGAGUUCUCUGACUUAAUUAAUGCAUUUGGGAACCAGUUGGCAUCUAAGAAGAAAGAAGAUCUCUUUAAAGAAGCCGACCAGAACAGGGAUGGUGCUGUUAGCAUGGAUGAGCUGGCUGCCCUUCUUGCCAUUCAGCAGGAAAAGGAACCCCUUCUUAGUUGCUGCCCUGUUUGUGGUGAGAUUCUUGAAGUCUCUGAUAAGCUGAAUACUAUGAUUCAUUUGACCUUGUGUUUCGAUCAAGGGACUGGAAAUCAGGUUAUGACUGGAGGAUUCUUGACUGAUAAGCAGGCUUCAUAUGGGUGGAUAUUUAAAUUAAGUGAAUGGGUCCAUGUUUCAUCCUAUGACGUUGGUUUAAAUUCGGGGGCAAGUGGUUCACAUAUUCUGGUUUAUGAUCGGAGGACAAAGCGAUUGGUCGAAGAAUUAAUUGAUGGAAAGAUUGUAUUAUCAAUGAGAGCAAUUUACCAGUCAAAACUUGGGCUUGGACUUAUGGACAAAGGGGCAAAGGAACUGUUGCAAAGCAUCUCUGAAAGGCAAGGGAGGCGAAUGAAUUCAGAAGAAUCUGCUAAAGAUAUUGCACAGUUUAUUGAUUUUUUUAAGGACCAAAUUAAUUUGGAUGAAGUCAAGUACCCUCUGGAACAUUUUAAGACAUUUAAUGAGUUUUUUAUACGAGAACUGAAACCUGCUGCAAGACCUAUUGCUUGUAUGGAAUGUGAUGAUGUUGCUGUGUGUGCUGCAGACAGCCGUCUAAUGGCAUUUAAAUCUGCUGCAGAUGGCCUUAGAUUUUGGAUUAAGGGUCGAAAGUUCUCUAUCCAAGGCCUUCUAGGAAAAGAAAUAAGCUCUGAUGCUUUAAUUAAUGGAAGUUUGGUUAUAUUCCGGUUGGCACCGCAGGAUUAUCAUCGUUUCCAUUUGCCUGUAUCUGGAACCGUCGAGCAAUUCGUUGAUGUACCUGGAUGCUUGUAUACGGUUAAUCCCAUUGCUGUGAAUAGCAACUACUGUAAUGUCUUCACAGAAAAUAAGCGAGUUGUAUCUGUCAUUUCAACUGCAGAUUUUGGAAAGGUGGCAUUUGUUGCAAUUGGAGCAACUAUGGUUGGCAGUAUCACCUUUUUGAAAAAGAAGGGUGAUUUUGUCCUCAAAGGAGAUGAGUUUGGAUAUUUUUCAUUUGGUGGAAGUACUGUCAUUUGUGUAUUUGAAAAGGAUAUGAUCGAGAUAGAUGAGGACCUCCUAGCAAAUAGUGCAAGAUCACUUGAGACCUUGGUUUCAGUAGGAAUGAAGUUGGGUAUCUCCUCAAAGAAACGGCUGAUGCAGAGAACUGAACUUUGACAUUGUCUUUGGGGCUUGAGGGAACUCAUUUACAUUUGCACUUCUGAAAUAUCCAUGUAGUUUCCUAAACUCAAAGCAAGGAGGAUAAUAAGGAAGGUAGCUUUUCAGCAAACACGUUGAUUACCAAUUUCAUGACUGAUCAUAUGAAGGGUUGUGAUGCAUUAUCGUUUGUGUUACCAUUUUGUAUAUUGGAAUAACAAGCCUUCGAUCCGUAUAAUAAGAAUUUUAAUGCAA
Malania oleifera is the source of this 2363-nucleotide messenger RNA. Its product is annotated as phosphatidylserine decarboxylase proenzyme 2-like. The record is from RefSeq and is a predicted model, not a curated record. Bases 159 to 2129 code for a protein of 656 amino acids. Lineage: Eukaryota; Viridiplantae; Streptophyta; Magnoliopsida; Santalales; Ximeniaceae. Gene Ontology annotation, biological process: phospholipid biosynthetic process. Gene Ontology annotation, molecular function: phosphatidylserine decarboxylase activity; calcium ion binding. The transcript is spliced from 21 exons.